AUUUGCUGUUUCGCUACCUGGUUAGUCCAACCCGAAAAUGUCAUCGUUUCUCUUUCGCUACGCCGCCCGUAAAUCUGCCGGCGGCGGCGGCGGCGGCCCCAAUUUCCGGCAGGCCUUGUGUUAUUCCCUCUCCCUGCUCGACGGCUCGACUGUCGGCGCAUUGUCGGCAAGUGCGAAGCCUGAAUUCUCGAAUAAUCAGCUUCUGCGCCACUUCUCGCGUUUCUCUCGUCUCGCUUCUAGUUCCGACUUCCCGCGGGAAAUUGCGAGGCCGAGCGGCCUGAAUUUGAGGUUCGUGGGGAGGAUUUCGACGCUAUCGAACAAAGAAAAUCGAGGCCAAGGGGAGGAGCCUUUGAAGGCGGAGGUUUCGUGGGUUGAUCUCUACUUACCGAGAUAUGUACGGCCUUACGCCAAGCUCGCGCGGCUCGAUAAGCCGAUUGGGACUUGGCUACUCGCUUGGCCUUGUAUGUGGUCAAUUUCGAUGGCGGCUCAGCCCGGGCAUCUACCGGAUAUAAAGAUGAUGACUCUGUUUGGCUGUGGGGCGUUGCUUUUACGAGGAGCUGGUUGCACGGUUAAUGACCUUCUCGACAGGGAUAUUGACACCAAGGUAGAGCGCACAAGGUUAAGGCCGAUUGCUAGUGGUCUUUUGACACCAUUUCAGGGGCUGUGUUUCCUCGGCUCUCAAUUGCUUUUGGGUCUUGGAAUUCUCCUUCAACUGAAUGAUUAUAGCAAGAUUUUGGGAGCAUCAUCAUUGUUACUGGUUUUCUCAUAUCCUCUCAUGAAGAGAUUCACCUUUUGGCCUCAAGCGUAUCUGGGUUUAACGUUUAACUGGGGAGCUUUGUUAGGUUGGUCUGCGAUAAGAGGAAGUCUAGACCCAGCUAUUGUGUUGCCACUGUAUGCGAGUGGAGUGUUCUGGACUCUCGUGUAUGACACUAUAUAUGCACAUCAGGAUAAGGAAGACGAUCUGAAAGUGGGUGUUAAAUCUACAGCAUUGAGAUUUGGGGAUUCAACUAAGCUAUGGAUCACAGGGUUUGGAAUUGCAUGCGUUAGCAGUCUUGCUGUCAGUGGAUUUAAUGCCGAUCUUGGAUGGCCAUAUUAUGUAAGUUUAGCAGCAGCAUCCGGACAAUUAGCUUGGCAGAUUCAGACGGUCGACCUAUCCAGUCGAGCUGAUUGCAACAGGAAAUUUGUGUCGAACAAAUGGUUUGGGGCUAUCAUCUUCAGCGGGGUUUUAUUCGGCAGACUCCUGCAGUAGCGAUAAAUAACUCACCGAAUACAUGUACACAGGACUCAGGAGUAAUGCUUGCACAUCCCUGAUCACAGGUCGAGGUGAAAUAUGGGAAUGAUGGUCGUGUAAGUGUCAAAGAAGGCUCUUGGCCUCAUCAUGGCUGGUGUCUAAGAAGGUAGAGUCGCAAAAGGCCCAUAAUUAACUGGGUUAGGUUUUCAUUCAUUAGUGACAAAUCGAUGGCAGAAAAGAAGCAGGAUUGUUUUCCAUUGUAUCAGUUUAAUUAAGAAAAACUUCUGAUUCGUUCAUUCAAGUAAGGCAUCAAUAACUUUUUUGGGAAUUUGUUAUAAACAUAAGCUGAUAUUGAUAUUUGACAAAAUGGUCAUAUUCUAUA
Linum tenue is the source of this 1613-nucleotide messenger RNA. NCBI's taxonomy places the organism in Eukaryota, Viridiplantae, Streptophyta, Magnoliopsida, Malpighiales, Linaceae. The record is from the annotation of a GenBank genome assembly.